This is a messenger RNA of Necator americanus (New World hookworm), 381 nucleotides long. RefSeq lists its product as uncharacterized. Lineage: Eukaryota; Metazoa; Nematoda; Chromadorea; Rhabditida; Ancylostomatidae. The coding region runs from base 1 to 381 and encodes 126 amino acids. Gene Ontology annotation, molecular function: histone H3K36 methyltransferase activity; histone H3K4 methyltransferase activity; double-stranded DNA binding. Gene Ontology annotation, biological process: DNA integration; mitotic DNA integrity checkpoint signaling; replication fork processing. The record is from RefSeq and is a predicted model, not a curated record. Gene Ontology annotation, cellular component: site of double-strand break; nucleus; condensed chromosome. The transcript has 2 exons.
AUGUACGAAGCAUGCAUUCGAAAAUUUCUUGGACAAGGUAUCAAAUUCGGAAGAAUUAAAAUCUUACCCAAGGCCUCUGAAAUGGACAUUCCAGGCGGUAAAAAACAACAUUUUCGACACCUUCUUUACUUCGCCUUUCGCCGAGGUCAGAAAGCCACCGAAGCUGCUCGGGAUAUUUGCGCCGUGUAUGGAGAGGAUGCUAUAACUGCGAGGACUGCUCGAAAUUGGUUUGCCAAAUUCAAAAAUGGCAAUUUCGACCUGGACGACUCUCUCCGCUCUGGUCGACCUUCUGACUUCGACGAGGAUAGUCUCAAAGCGCUUUUGAAGGAAGACGACCGUCGAUCAAGUCGGGAAUUGGCCGAGAAGAUGUACUGCGACUAA